AUGUUGGCCUUUUUGUUUCUUUUCUUUAACAUAGCGCAAGCUAUCGUGGUCUCAGGGCCCUCUGGCCCCUGGUCUGUCUCACACAAGGUCGUGGAACUCACCGACGAGUCUCGAUGGGAUCCGUAUGCUCCUGAAGACAGUCAACACAAACGACGAAUUUUGACCUCACUAUUUAUACCUACUCAAAAGAACCAGAAGAAAUGCCAAACCGAAAAGGUCGACUACAUGCCACCAAAAACUCGUGUGGGGGCAGCCAAAACACUGGGACUUCCCAACACGACCUUUGAGGGGCUAGAGCUGGAAUUCUGCAAGGCAUCCACGAAGGAGCGGGCACCUCUUCCUAUUGUCAUAUUCUCUCCUGGUUUCAGCAGUAUCAGGCUGCUUUCUAGCGCCCAAGCAAAGUCACUGGCCAGCCAAGGGAACGUGGUCAUCACAGUCGAUCAUCCUUAUGACGGUACUGUUGUCGAGUUUCCCGAUGGCACAGUCGUGUAUGGAGCAAGUCCAAACGACAUAAACGACGAAGUGGCGGAGAAGGGUGUGAAGGCAGGCAGUCCACUUCCUUUUGUUCGGAGUGAAGAUAUAUCUUUCCUCAUUGACGAGAUUUUGGAGCCAUCAAGCCUGGGGGGCAUUCUUGAUGGGUUUGACACGAGCAAAAUAUUCGUCUACGGCCACUCUCUCGGAGGUGCAACCUCGGCUCAAGUGGCUUUGAAUGACGACCGUGUUCUUGGUGGUCUUGACCUGGAUGGAAAACUGUACGGGUCUGUCAGCGAAGCCGGCCUCGAUACACCACUCUUUGUGGUUGGUGCCGAUAGCACAGAGGAAGCAGCAUCAUACUUUAAAGGAAUCAUGGGCAAAGUUGAUGCUGCAAAGAUGUUCCUCACCGUCAAUGGGACCGGGCACAUGUCGUUUGUAGACCUGCCGCUAGUCUUAUCGCUGCUGGACUUUACUGCACCUGGUCUGGAGAGGUCAAUCGGAGCCAUUGAUGGCAAGAGGAUCACCAGCAUUACAGAUGAUAUUCUUGGGGCGGUGACGAGCUUUCUCUUCAAGGGAAAGACUCGAUCUCUUUGCCAGCUUGAGGACAAAGUUGAGGAGGCUGUCGUGGUAGAGAGGGAUCUCAAGAAGGCCUGUAGCUAGACGAGCAUUUGCUACUCGUGCUCAUGUCACCAAUCUUGACUACAAAUACAUG
Fusarium vanettenii 77-13-4 is the source of this 1186-nucleotide messenger RNA. RefSeq lists its product as uncharacterized. The coding region runs from base 1 to 1134 and encodes 377 amino acids. The record is from RefSeq and is a predicted model, not a curated record. NCBI's taxonomy places the organism in Eukaryota, Fungi, Ascomycota, Sordariomycetes, Hypocreales, Nectriaceae. The transcript has 2 exons. Gene Ontology annotation, molecular function: 1-alkyl-2-acetylglycerophosphocholine esterase activity.